UUAAACUUUGCCCAUUUGCUUUGUUUGGAAGUAUACAAUGGAUAUGGAUGCGACAGUGUGCCAUACUUAUUGCGAUUCAUUCUCGUUUAACUAUCGAUGGACUGUUGGAAACUUAAAGGCUUUUGUUGAUAGUAUCAAUAGAGGUAGUAUCAAGAGCUCAAGCUUCUACCCUGGAUUUUGUAUCGAAGGGAAAAAGGCCGAGUGUGUGCUUUCCCUUCAAGCUAGCUGUUUAAAGUAUCCUUUUGUUACCCAUACAUGCCCCAAUGGAGUUACAAGUCGAAGUGAUGCUAGUAAAUGCACCUGUGUGAGGCUUGAGGUGUGCUUACAGUGUGAGCCAAGUGUGAGGCUUUUAGCUAACGGAAGCCUAUCUCUGAUGGCUCUUGUUGAAGAUCAGAAGUUGGAUGUUCCAGCAAAUUUUUGCAAGGCUAAAAAAGUAUCUGUGAAAUCAGAAUUGGUUAACUUUUCUAAAGUCCUAAAUAUUUCUGUUGUCGUUUCUCAAAAAGAAUUAGAAUUGGGUUCUAGCAAGUACACUUACAACGACUCUCUUAGUGUUUACUGUAAGAUGACUGUGCAUAUGGUGAACGAACUCAAACACACAACCAAUUCCAUCCCACUUGUUGCUCCAGUAAGCGUAUCAGCUGCGUUAAACAAUGACCGAGAAAACCAAAUAUUCACUGAUGCUUCAAUUAAAUGCGGAGAGAAGCAAUUUGAAGUUCAUCGAGUUGUAAUUGCUUCUCAAUCACCCUUCUUCAAGUCAAAGAUAAAACGUUGGAAAACAAGUGAUAAUACGAUCGAUAUGUCCGAUCUCGAACCUCAAAUUGUUCAGACCAUCAUUGAACACAUGUAUGGUCAAGAGCAAAUCCCUGAUCUCAAUGUACUGGCUCCUGACCUCUUAGCAGCAGCUGAUAAGUACCAACUCUCUUCUCUCAAGAACCUCUGUGAAAAAGCCCUCCUAAAUGAGCUGACUGACUCGAACGCCGUCACUCUACUCAAGCUGGCCAAUACUUACAAUGCUCUUCAUCUCCGGGAGAAGAUUUUGGAGUUUGUGAAUGCCAGGCCUAUUAAGUUGGACAUGGUGAAGACAUUGGUUGAUAGUUAAAAUUAAUGAUUGUUAUACUACAUAGUUAUUGUUGAAGGAGAAUGAAUUGUUUAGACUCUGAGAAUUUUGCUUACCUUUUGAUACUUUAUGGAAUGUGUUAAUGUGUUAUUUCUUACUUCUAGUAUGUAGCUAGCCUUCGCAUUGUUAAUUAUAAUUUUAAUUUUGGCCUUAUAGUUAUUGUGUGGUCGGAACACUGCUAUAUGCUUUAGUUUUUAA
This is a messenger RNA of Halichondria panicea, 1315 nucleotides long. Its product is annotated as speckle-type POZ protein-like. Lineage: Eukaryota; Metazoa; Porifera; Demospongiae; Suberitida; Halichondriidae. The record is from RefSeq and is a predicted model, not a curated record. The transcript has a single exon. Gene Ontology annotation, molecular function: protein binding. Bases 38 to 1099 code for a protein of 353 amino acids.